Enterobius vermicularis (human pinworm) is the source of this 639-nucleotide messenger RNA. Lineage: Eukaryota; Metazoa; Nematoda; Chromadorea; Rhabditida; Oxyuridae. The record is from the annotation of a GenBank genome assembly.
AUGAUAAAUCGUAUCGAUAUAAAUGCCCAACUUCAAGCGAUGCCUUUAAUGCCUGCUAACACAGAUCUUCUAAUGUCCACUCAACGGACCUCGUUUCAAUCACCAGUUGCUCAGCCUAACGACUAUAGGCUGUACAAUUAUGCGAAUAUGGUAACAGGGGGAACACCAACAUCAUGGUAUUUUUCAUCUAAUCCCCUUCAGUCAAUCACCUACGAAGUCGAUAAUGCACCGUUGAUAUGGAUGAUAAACCAGCUUCAGGAUCAACAAAAUUUACUCUCUGUUAAUGCUCUAACUUUGUCUACCACUUCUGCCCCAACGACUCCAAAAUUAUUCACCGAUUUUAUCCAAGUUGAAGCAAAUAAAAAAAUUUAUGGACUGUCAUCGAAAAUAAAGGAUAUGCCAUUAGACUACAAAAACAAUCCAAAACCAGUACCAUUAAUACCGAUAACAGUUCAAGAUCGAUCAGAUCGAGAUGCUCAAGAUCAAUUUGUUAUGGCUUUAACACUCCAGGAACAAAAGAGAAAUUUACCGAUAAUGCAUAAGACAAGUCUGCGGAAGCAAACAAAAAUUUAUGAAGGUCAUGACAUUAAAAAACUGUUGUCUUUUUGUCAUGGUUGUGCAGAAAUACAGUUUGAUUAG